UGUCCUGGAUAGUGUGAGGGGAGGUCAAGGGUCAGCCACUACACCACACUCAUCAUGGCUGAGAGAGAUAGUUUAGUCUCACAAUUUACUGCUGUGUCUGGUGUUGAUUCUGAACGGGCUAUAUUUUUCUUAGAGUCUGCUGCUUGGAAUUUAGAGUCGGCACUGAGCAGUUUCUACGAGGAGGGUGAUGAUGUAGCGCCCGCUGGGGAGCCACUAGGUGAUAGACCCGAGGCUGAAGGAGCGCCCAGUACACCCCAGAGGCCGUCCUCACAACCUACACAGUUACAGAAGGCCAUAAUUAACAUGAUGGAUAGAGACGGCGAGAGCAGCAGCGAGGAGGAUGGCCAAGCUUUCUAUGCCGGGGGGUCGGAGCAUUCUGGCCAACAGGUCCUUGGGCCCCCUAAGAAGAAGGCCGAUAUGGUUGCCAAGCUGUUCAAAUCGGCCAAAGAACACGGAGCGGAAGUCCUGGAAAGCGGAAAGGAAGGGAAGAAACAAAAGAAAAUUACCUUUGGCGGAACGGGUUAUCGCCUCGGUGGCUCAUACAUAACAGGGUCUCAAUUAUUUCUCUUAACGACCCUCCACACAACAGGGUCUCAAUUAUUUCUCUUAACGACCCUCCACACAACAGGGUCUCAAUUAUUUCUUUUAACGACCCUCCACACAGUUAUCCCAGACACAUCGAAGAAGGAGGAACGGCCUCGUGACGUCGCUCUCAAGAUGUGGAGGACCGGGUUUACCGUGGACGAUGGGCCACUACGAACAUAUGAAGACGCGACCAAUGCUGAAUUUCUCAACUCUAUAAAGCGUAGUGAGGUACCCCUAGAGCUGAUCAGGGAAGCGAGGGGGGGCGAGGUUUACAUCAACAUGGCCGACCACCGACACGAGGAUUAUGUCCAGUCGAGAUCGUCUCUGAGGGCCUUCUCCGGCUCGGGUCAUACUCUAGGCAGCCUAGCCCCAAUGGUAGUCGGACAAGAGACGGAGCCCCUAGGAGCCGUGGGAGGAGCGAGCGUCAACACCACUCUGAUCGCCUCCACUUCGAAGGACCCCAAGGCACUAGAGAACGCAGCCCAGGCCAAGCUCAACGUUAAUACCAGCGCCCCCGUCACUAACAUACAGGUGCGUUUGCCCGACGGAUCUCGCCUCGUCCUCAAAGUCAACCACUCUCACACCAUCAGGGACAUUCGGCAGUUCAUCUCGGCCGCUCGACCCGCCAUACAGUCAACGGAAUUCGCCCUCAUGACGACCUUCCCGUACGCCGAGCUGACGGACGUUUCUCAGACCGUAGAGGAGGGGAAACUCUUAAAUUCGGCCCUGGUCGUUAAAACCAAAUAAUUCCCGGUAGUUAUUAAGCUCGACGAGGCAGUUACCCGGGACCGGUAUUGCGUAGUUUCUGACGUUUCGAUACUUUGUCCGAGUUAUUGAUAUUUUUGGGGAAGUACCGUGAAUGCAAAGUAAUUAACCAAAAGUAUCGAUAACUUGUAAAUAAUGCUGAUAUAUAUAUAUGCUUUUCAAUAAGGUAUCGAGGUAUUAAUCCCAACCGAUACCACAUUGUAAGGUAUCGGCAUUGUUGAAAAUACCGAUAUCGGUCAAUUCUCGGUAAAAUACCAAAAUAUGAUAAAGUUAACAUUGUGAUUCUAGUAUAAAUUCUAACAUUGUCAUCCCGAUAUAAAUUCUAAUAUGAUCCCAGUAUAAAUUCCAUCAAUAUGCUCCUGGGAUAAAUGCCAUUAAUAUGCUCCUGGGAUAAAUGCCAUCAAUAUGCUCCUGGGAUAAAUUCUAACAAAUAAUGGAAUUUACUCAAUGCUCCAGCUUAUCUUAAGGAACUAUUACUCAAUUUACCUCUGUCUUUAUGUAUUUAGGACGAUCAAUUACUGGAAGGUCUUAGAAAAUACCUUAUUACAGGUGUGCUUUUGUUAUUAAUUGAAUUUACCUGAAGAAAUGACACCUGAGUUUAUUUUACCUGAUUAACUAACUAACCUAACACUACCCUAACCUAACCAAUCCUAGUACUAACCUAACCUCAGUUAAAUAGCACCUGGUUAGUUAAUAAUCAGGUGGAAUAAUCCUCAAUGGUGGAAAAUUUCAACAUCGGGCAAUUCGAAUUAUUUUACCCUGAAUCCCGACGGUAACAUUCAUGGCAACGAUAACAUAAAUAAUGAUAUAUUCUUCCGUUAUAUAGGAAAGCUACGAUUACUUUGUGUUGUUUGUUUUUUUUUGCACACGGCGUUUAUUGUUUUUUCUUGUAUGUGUUUAGGCUCGGAUAUUUGCAAUGUAAUCGAGAUAUGUUGGAAUUGGUAGAAAUACACUGAAAAUUUUGUUAA
This is a messenger RNA of Homarus americanus (American lobster), 2318 nucleotides long. It is a transcript of the gene p47, whose product is annotated as NSFL1 cofactor p47-like. The transcript is spliced from 8 exons. Bases 55 to 1332 code for a protein of 425 amino acids. Gene Ontology annotation, molecular function: ubiquitin binding. Lineage: Eukaryota; Metazoa; Arthropoda; Malacostraca; Decapoda; Nephropidae. Gene Ontology annotation, biological process: membrane fusion; autophagosome assembly; Golgi organization. The record is from RefSeq and is a predicted model, not a curated record. Gene Ontology annotation, cellular component: cytosol; nucleus.